AUGGUUGAGGUCCCUGGUGGUGGUGCUCCGGUGACGGCGAACCCCGGUGAGGCGAGCUGCGGGAGGGGCUCCAAGAGAAUGUCCUCUUCUCUGGGACGAGAGGAGGCAGAAGAGAGCGAUGGUUGGUUGGGUUGUGAUGGCUCGCUGUUGAUCAACUCGACACCUGGGAACUCGGCAGAGAAGGAUUCGCAGGCGAACAACCCAAGCAUGCGUGGCUUUGAGGUCAUCGACGAGGCCAAGGCAGCCUUAGAGGCGAGCUGCCCACGCACCGUCUCCUGCGCCGACGUGCUCGCCUUCGCGGCACGCGACGGGGCCUACCUUGCCGGCGGCAUCAACUACCGUGUGCCGUCUGGUCGCCGUGACGGCCGUGUGUCCAUCGCCGAUGAGGUGCUCAACAACAACGUGCCAUUUCCGACCGACGAGGUCGCCGAGCUCGUGGCCAGCUUCAAGCGCAAGGGGCUCUCUGCAGACGACAUGGUCACGCUCUCCGGUGCACACACCAUCGGUCGGUCCCAUUGCUCCUCCUUCACUCAGCGCAUUCACAAUUUCUCGGGUGAGGCCGGUCGGACCGACCCGUCCAUCGACAGGUCCUAUGCGGCGGAGCUGAAGCAUCAGUGCCCUCUGUCGACAAACAACCCUAGCGACCCCACAACGGUGGCGCUGGACCCGGUCACGCCGGGGGAGUUUGACAACCAGUAUUUCAAGAACGUACUGGCGCGCAAGGUGCCGCUCACCUCCGACCAGACACUACUCACCAGCCCCCGGACCGCCGGUAUCGUCGCGUUCCACGCCGCCGUGGAGAAGGCGUGGCAGGCCAAGUUCGCUGCCGCCAUGGUCAAGAUGGGCAAGGUGGAGGUUCUCACCGGUGAAGAGGGGGAGAUCAGGGAGAAGUGCUUUGUCGUCAACCACCACUAGGCAAUCAUUCCGAAAUCAUUCAAAGCAUAACUAUAUAUUUUGUGUGUCCGUCGAUCGCAGAUCAUACUGUUAGUUGUCAGUGUAUGUAAUUUGACUUUCCAAAGUGAUUUCUUUGUUAGUUGUUUGUGUA
This is a messenger RNA of Triticum dicoccoides, 1045 nucleotides long. Its product is annotated as peroxidase 5-like. Bases 1 to 915 code for a protein of 304 amino acids. The record is from RefSeq and is a predicted model, not a curated record. Lineage: Eukaryota; Viridiplantae; Streptophyta; Magnoliopsida; Poales; Poaceae. Gene Ontology annotation, molecular function: peroxidase activity; heme binding. Gene Ontology annotation, biological process: hydrogen peroxide catabolic process; response to oxidative stress. The transcript is spliced from 2 exons.